Sardina pilchardus (European sardine) is the source of this 2202-nucleotide messenger RNA. Its product is annotated as keratin, type II cytoskeletal cochleal-like. The transcript has 9 exons. Gene Ontology annotation, biological process: keratinization; intermediate filament organization. The record is from RefSeq and is a predicted model, not a curated record. Gene Ontology annotation, molecular function: structural constituent of skin epidermis. Lineage: Eukaryota; Metazoa; Chordata; Actinopteri; Clupeiformes; Clupeidae. The coding region runs from base 86 to 1813 and encodes 575 amino acids. Gene Ontology annotation, cellular component: keratin filament.
GCAAGACACUCAGAGGGACAUCUCUCCUCUUAGUGGAUUCACCUGCUCCGACUCCUUCUUCGCCCUCCCUCAGCCAACAGCAACCAUGAGUGUCAGGAUCUCCUCAUCCAGCUUCAGCAGCGGUGGCAGCAUGGGUGGCGGUGGAGGCUUCAGCAUGGGUGGUGGCGGUUUCGGCAUGGGUGGCGGUGGCGGCGGCUUCGGCAUGGGUGGCGGCGGCGGCAGCAUCAAGAGGAGCUUCUCCAGCCAGUCCGCCAUGGCAAGUUCCGGUGGUGGCGGCGCCCGCAUGAGCUCCAUGUCCAUGAGGCGCUCUGGUGGUGGUGGUGGCCUGGCCUUGGGAGGUGGUGGCGGUGGUUCCGGCUUCGGCUUUGGCAUGGGCGGAGGUGGUGGUGGUGGAGGCCUGGCCCUCGGCGGUGGAGGCAUCGGUUUUGGAGCUGGAGGCGCUGGCUUUGGAAUGGGCAUGGGUGGUGGAGGUGGUGGCUUUGUGGCACCCACCAUCACAGCUGUCACAGUCAACCAGAGCCUGCUCGCCCCCCUGAACCUGGAGAUCGACCCCACCAUCCAGACCGUCCGCACCCAGGAGAAGGAGCAGAUCAAGUCCCUCAACAACCGCUUCGCCUCCUUCAUCGACAAGGUACGCUUCCUGGAACAGCAGAACAAGAUGCUGGAGACCAAGUGGACCCUUCUCCAGGACCAGACCACUGUGCGCUCCAACAUCGACUCCAUGUUCGAGGCCUACAUCGCCAACCUGCGCAGACAGCUUGACGGCCUGGGCAACGAGAAGGUCAAGCUGGAGGGAGAGCUGAGGAACAUGCAGACUCUGGUUGAGGACUUCAAGAUUAAAUAUGAAGGUGAAAUUAACACACGUGCCACAGUGGAGAAUGAGUUUGUUCUGCUGAAGAAGGAUGUUGAUGCUUCCUACAUGGUCAAGGUGGAACUGGAGGCCAAGGUUGAUGCCCUUCAGGAUGAGAUCAACUUCCUCAGGGCCAUCUAUGAGGAGGAGCUGCGCGAGCUGCAGGGACAGAUCAAGGACACCUCUGCUAUCGUGGAGAUGGACAACAGUCGCUCUCUGGACAUGAACUCCAUUGUUGCUGAAGUGCGUGCUCAGUACGAAGAAAUCGCCAACCGCAGCCGUGCCGAGGCUGAGACCUGGUACAAGGCCAAGUUUGAGGAGAUGCAGACCUCUGCUGGCAAACACGGUGAUGACCUGCGCACAACCAAGUCAGAGAUCGCAGAACUCAACCGCAUGAUCAGCCGUCUCACAAGCGAGAUCGAGGCAGUCAAAGGACAGCGCGCCAACCUCGAGGUCCAGAUUGCAGAGGCUGAGGAGCGUGGGGAGUUGGCAGUGAGGGAUGCCAAGCUGCGUAUCAGGGACCUCGAGGAGGCCCUCCAGAGAGCCAAGGCGGACAUGGCCCGCCAGGUGCGCGAGUACCAGGAGCUGAUGAACGUCAAACUGGCCCUCGACAUUGAGAUCGCCACCUACAGGAAACUGCUGGAAGGAGAGGAGUCCAGAAUUGGUACUACCACUGCAACCGUUCACGUUCAAGAGAGUUCUGCUGGAGGCGGUGGCCUGGCCCUUGGUGGCGGCGGAGGUGGUGGCGGAGGUGGUGGAUUCGGCUACGGUGGUGGUGCCGGCGGCAUGAUGAUGGGAAUUGGCGGCGGCGGCGGCAGUGCUGGAUUCGGCUACGGCGGCGGUUCCGGCAUGGGCAUCGGAAUGGGCGGUGGCUCCAGCCUCAGCAUUGGCGGUGGCGGCGGCGGCAUGUCCAUGUCUCGCUCCUCUUCCUCCAUGAUGUCCAGUGGCAUGCGCCGCUUCUAAAUGAGGAACAACACCUCUCCUGCCUUCACUCUGCUCUCCCCCUGCUCUUCUCUAUUCCACUCAAACACAGAACAUUUGACAAGGUCCUGCUCUUUUUAAAGCCUUUCCAACACCGGCACAUGGAGCUUCAGAAACAACUCAGAGUGAUAUCCUGACCCUCAAUGAAUAGAGUAAUUGUUUGAUAGCCUACAGUAUGCAUGGUCAUCAUUUGCUCUGUUCUCUACAUUUCUCCUGGGAUAAUGGGCCUUGAAGUGAGCUUUGUAGGCAGCUCUCUUAUCACUCCCUUCUCCAUGUGUCCCUGCAACGGCUGAUCUUGACCAGAUUUACUGUAGGAUGUGCCAUGUACAACAACUGAAAGCGCUCAAUAAACCUUGGUCCUUUAUAAAAUA